Molecule: messenger RNA, 2013 nt
Organism: Spodoptera frugiperda (fall armyworm)
Lineage: Eukaryota; Metazoa; Arthropoda; Insecta; Lepidoptera; Noctuidae
Exons: 12
Coding region: 79-1713 (544 amino acids)
Source: RefSeq, a predicted model, not a curated record
UUAUAAUAGAUUUUUAGAGUAUGUAACUUACGAGGAAGAUAAAGCAACAGGAAACUGAUCCCUUCGAAGGUGGUCGACAUGAUUUACAUAUUAACCUUUUUUGUUAUCAUAACAGUAUCUCAGGCCAAUUCGGACUCAAUUCAAUCAUCGAUUCAUAAAUACUUUAAAAGUGAUGGCGUUCAGCAACUCAGGAAAGACUGGGAAGUUUACAGGAAGCCUAUAGAACAUUCCAUAGCUACGGCUCUCAAAGAAACAGUGGGACACCGUGGUAUGAAUGUCUACAUCAAUGCUAUCGAUCAACCGAUAGCGUUGGGAUAUUAUCAUGAUGACAAUCAUGUACGACUAGUCCUCAAGGAUUUAAAAUUACAAAAAGUGCCUUACUUUUGGAUGCCGGAGGUGCAAUUUUCUUUAGCGUCAAAUGUCUUGAAGUUGUCUACGACACUUAGCAAAAUGAUUGUACACGCAGAGUAUUCACUGAUGCGCAACAAGUCUAGAAUUCUGUUUGAGCUAAGUGAACAGAAUCCUUCACUGUCGUCGCCAUUUUUGUUCCAACAAGUUCAGGACGUCGGGGAAGUUGUUUUCUCUAUCGAUGGUUGCGUACUUUCCGGAUUUGUAAUCACAACACUGAGUGGGGACUCAGUUAAUAUAGGAUAUGGCCACUACAAACUAAUAAAAUGUGUUUAUACCGUUGAGAUCUACCGGGCAGGCGAUAACUCACCUCCGGUUAUCGCGAAGUAUCAGCCCCAAAGAGAUGACAGUUGGAGUCUUGGUAUUAGAGAUUUGCUGAUAAAACCGAUCAGAGAAGAGGUGGACGGAAAGUUACAAGCAGCCUUGUUAAGUUUCGUCAACACUACCUCAUUGUUCGGUGAUAAACUUCAGGGAUAUAUAGACGAGCAGAGGAAGGUAUUCGCAGAAACUGCAACAUUCUUAACAGAUGUGCACAGGAACUUGAACAAAAUUACAAUUGAGCAGAAUAACGCACAUAUUCCGUUGGAUGACCACUAUGUCACCUGGGAUAGCGGUAGAUCAGAUUUCAUCCCAAUUCCAAAGAAAAAUGCAGACUCCGUGAAUUUAACGGGGAUAGUGUUGUCUGGAUUAGACUCGAUGUACUCGGCACACAUCGGCGGACCUUACAAGAUGGGGGCUUUAAUGAUUGCAGAGGAGAUGCGGUUCAGCACCUUACAGGUACGCUUCGUUUAUGGAUUAAACAAAGCGGAAUGGCCAGGGGAAACGCUAGACCAAUUUGCCUUUUCUACUGAAAUAAAGGACUUGACCGUAAAUCUCCAAAUGGAGGUGCGGUUAGACAAGAGUACAGAUAAAACGUCUAUUUUGAAAGGCUGUACCUACAAAAUCCUCCAGGUUACUGGAUUCAGACGAAUGACAACCACGUUACCAGGUUUGAUGCAUGGCUUGGUGGAAAACCUGGUGUAUGGGCAUUUGUUGAAUGAGCUACCAAGAAUCAUCAGGGCUCAUUUGAAGGCCAUCUUACGGACAGCCCUACGACCUCCCACAACGACACCACCGCCCGUUACUGAUAACAGUGGUCUGGUGGUUAGUGAUCGUCCUGCAGUAGAAGUAGAAUGUUCAGAGGGUGAUGAUGACACCGUUAACCGAAGAGACGUGGAAAUUGUACCGCCAAAGAAUUCUCUACAGGGAGUGACGUCACGGACGCCGGUAACAGGUGACUGGUUUAUGUCACCGCGAGUCGAAUAAAAUAAAACAACAGUGCUACAUAGAUACCUUUAUUCGCAAAGUGUUUAAUAAUAGUUAACUCAUAACAUAUAUUGUGGAUAGCAGCAGUGUUCCAUUAUAAUUAAAAUUACAACACAUCUUAGAUUAUUCUCGGUGUCGAAGUGCAAAAACUACCCUAAUCAAAAAAAAAAAAACUUUUGAACUUAGUAAUUGAACUAUCUUACAUCUAUUAUCUAAACAUGGCCAAGUGUGGUGGAUGUGGGCAGUUUAUUGCUGCAUCAGCGAGCGUUAGGUGCAGUAAGUGCGCGGGAUGCUACCACC